Molecule: messenger RNA, 3190 nt
Organism: Cynara cardunculus var. scolymus (artichoke)
Lineage: Eukaryota; Viridiplantae; Streptophyta; Magnoliopsida; Asterales; Asteraceae
Product: E3 ubiquitin-protein ligase HOS1
Exons: 10
Coding region: 41-2887 (948 amino acids)
Biological process (GO): protein ubiquitination
Molecular function (GO): ubiquitin-protein transferase activity
Source: RefSeq, a predicted model, not a curated record
CCAAAAAUCAGAGAGCUGCUCUGAGCUCCGACUGGAAAAAAUGGAAGGAAGGAGGCAAUUCGACGGGGGAGCCACCGUACAUUUCGAUUCCGAUAUCCGGAGCACCACCGUGAGUACUAGUAGUGGUCAUCCCGCACUUCAACCCAACUACAGCUGCCGGAAAGUCCAGGAAGCACUGGAGCACUUGGCAUCAAUUGAACUGAUAGAAUUGUGCAAUGAAGCAAAAGUUGAGCAUUGUCGGGCUACAAGGGACUUAAGAAGCUGCGGACGAUGUGUUCAAAGUGUGCUGAUUUCGUGUGGCCAUGCCUCUUUAUGUGAAGAAUGCAGUCAGCGUAGUGAUGCUUGCCCAAUCUGCAGAUUUCCCAUACCAAAAAGUGGAAAUAGACUAUCUCUUCGUCUAUAUUAUGAGUGCAUUGAGGCCGGUCUUAUUUCCAAGAGAUACGAUGACAGGUUUCAAGAAAAAGAUGGGGAGAAACUACUGACAGCUGACGUUGAAAGGCUGUAUUCAUUUUUCGAUGUUGCAUUGGAGAACAAUUUGUUAUCUCUGAUCUGCCACUAUAUUACAGAUGUUUGUAUGGAUGAAACUGCUGUUUCUAGUGACCCAAUUGUUGCUUUGUUGCUGGAUGAAGUGGUUGUCAAAGACUGGUGCAAGAGGACGUUCAAACAUAUUAUUGCUGAGCUUCAGUCUAUUUAUAAUCUUAAUGUAGAUGAAAUCAAGGAAAGGGCACUUCUUAAGUUUACUGUUAGGCUAAGCUGCAUAUCCACUGUCCUUGAAGAGUUAGAAUCAUCUUUUAAGGGUUCCCUUUCUGCACAGCUUAAUGAUAUUCAUCACCUACAAGAGAGCAUACUGAAGACAAAGCAGCAUAUGGAGAUGAUGAUUUGGUAUACAAGGCAUGAAUCUCUUGAAGGUCUAAGUCGGCAUGAUAGUCUCUCAUCAUGGCGUUCCGAUGUCCGUGAGAGAAAAGAAGCGGCAAUCAAACGUGCAUGGCCUUCCCCUAUGGGAACCUCAAGGCAAGAUGGCGCCAUGCUCUUCAUCGAAGAUGCUUUAUCAAAUCUUGAUACACAACAGGAGUAUACAGCAGAUAGGGAUGAUGAAUUAAAGAUUGCUUCUCUGCAGAAGGAUGGGGGCUACUCAUUUUCUCGUGUCAAAAUAGAGGGGAUGGUAGGAAGCUAUCCUUUUGAAACCCUCCGGUCAGCCAUUGACAUUCUCUUUCUAUGUGGAAGUUCAGAUCUGGUGGUAGCAAAACAAGCAAUUCUCUUAUAUUAUCUGUUUGACCGACUCUGGAAUAUACCUGAUGAGAAAUGGAGAUCCUGUGUAGAUGACUUUUCUGCUACAUUCAGUAUAGCCAGGCAUUCAAUAUUGGAAUCAUUUACUUUUUAUCUUCUCGAUGACCAGAGCGAUGAGGCCCUGAAGGAAGCUUAUCAUCUUCUCAAAGAGAUUUCAGGCCCCACAACACAUCCGAAGGUCGCACAAGUUCUGUUGGAAAGACAAAAUCCCGAUGCUGCUCUUAUGGUCUUACGUUGGUCAGGGAGUGAUAGUGGAGCAGAGUUGGUCUCACUUAACGAGGCUGUCACUGCUGUUCGGGUCAGAGUGGAGUGUGGACUUCUGAUUGAAGCAUUUAUGUAUCAAAGAUCACUUUGCACCAAAGUUAAGAAAAAGAAAGCAAGGCAUGAGUUGUACCCUGAUGCUUCUAGUGGAUUAAAUGAUGAUUUUGAAGCCGGGAUGAAUUGGUUGGAGGUACUCGUAACAGAAAUUUGUUUUCUUUGCAUUCGAAGGAAUUUGGUUGAUCGAAUUAUUGGCUUACCAUGGAAUGCGGAUGAGGAGAAAUAUCUACACAAAUGUCUUUUGGAUUAUGCUUUAGAUGAACCCUUAUCAAACACAGGAAGUCUUCUUGUUGUGUUCUAUUUACAGCGUUAUCGAUACGUGGAAGCAUAUCAAGUUGAUCGGAAGCUUCAAAGCUUCGAGCAGGACUUCAUUUCUAAGAAUCCCGUUGAUCAAGAUGUAGUAAACAGAAUGGGAUCAAUAAGAGAUUGGAGAGCAGGAUUAGUUGACAAAAGCAUUCAACUACUGCCAGAAGUUGAACAACAAAGGGUGAAAAGUGGACAAAUGACUGAAUUAGCCUCCCCGGACGGUGACGACGCUCCAGGAAAUCACGAUCUUCCCGAAGUACAGGAUCCCGCUUUUACCAGCGUCCUAGUCCCGUCAUAUGUCAACUCUUCUCUUCUUUUUGGAACCAAUGACGGAAAUUCUUCACCCUCAUCUUCUUUCCAAACGGCUCAAUCAAAUUUAGGUGGAUUAACAAACUACGGUUCUCCUUUGGUUUCACAAACGAACGCCUCUAAUGAUGCAGACAGAGGAAUGAGCAUGCUUAGGUCCAUCAGUAAAAACUUCAAAUUUGAUGAUAUUACAACAUCUGCAAAUCGUCCUGUUCGGCCUGUAAUUACUACACCGUUAAAAGAAAUUAACCGAGGUUCUUCAGUAAUUCGGAAGAACAAGUAUCUUCAGCAUGACCAGAAUAAUAUGUCUAUUGACCAUCUUCCAAGUCCUAGUCCGUAUUUCGGAAGUGUUGCUGCUAAUGCCGAAGAUUCACCUAGUAGCAUCGGUGGCUUAUUCAAAUCAUCUCGUCAAGACGGGAUUUUGAAAGCAUCUGGUAAAUCUGCACGAUCGAGCAGACUUGGUCGUGAUUUUGUCGAGGCUUCGGGUGAUCUUAUGGACAUGUCUUGGAGCAACAAAGAGGAGAGUCUUCCAGUGCAAACAAAUCUUAACGGACCGAGAUGGAGGUCGGAUGAUGGAAGUGAUUAUGAAGAUCAGCAGAGCCCCGAUAGACUUACGGGAGGCGUAACACCUUCUAGAGGAUUUAGAAGAAGCAGGCUCACCAGAAGAUGACUCUUCUUGUGAACGUAAAAUGUCGUUUACGCCCUCCAUGCCCGAUUGAUUAUUAACAGCAGCUCAUGGUUUGGAUUUCUUGAUGCAAGAGUGUUGUCACUCUUUUUGAUUUGGUUGCUUUUCCCUCUUGGUGUAUGUUGCUGCAUAAAGGAAGUUGUGACUUGUGAGGGUAAGCAAAGCCAUUUGUUGGCCAUGUUUUGUAUCUUCACGAUUUCGUGUUCUUUUUGAAAUUUUAGAAGUCAAAAUCGAGUUUAUUUCAAAACUCAAAAGUCAAAGAUAGAGACCCUGUGUUUUUUGAAUUGA